AUGCUUAUGUACCCACGUAAGGGUCUCAUCACCGAUCCAUACAACUCAGAGGACAUCAUCAUACAAGACGACCAGUAUCCACCCGAGUUCUAUACCGAGGCCGCCUUGAACUGCUCCCAAGACCGUCUACAAUCACCAUUCCAGUGCCACCCAACUGUACAGCUCUCCCCGCCAUCUUCCGCGCCUUCCUCCCCUGCGCUCUCCUCGCCGACUUUUUCAAUUCCCUACCCGCAAACCUCGGACUCUCAGUCGUUUGGGGCUCCUUCGAUGACCCCCCGCCUCCUCAUAUAA
Messenger RNA from Penicillium brevicompactum, 291 nucleotides. RefSeq lists its product as uncharacterized. Lineage: Eukaryota; Fungi; Ascomycota; Eurotiomycetes; Eurotiales; Aspergillaceae. The record is from RefSeq and is a predicted model, not a curated record. Bases 1 to 291 code for a protein of 96 amino acids. The transcript has a single exon.